Messenger RNA from Saccharomyces paradoxus, 744 nucleotides. It is a transcript of the gene RRP15, whose product is annotated as rRNA-processing protein RRP15. The record is from RefSeq and is a predicted model, not a curated record. The transcript has a single exon. NCBI's taxonomy places the organism in Eukaryota, Fungi, Ascomycota, Saccharomycetes, Saccharomycetales, Saccharomycetaceae. Gene Ontology annotation, biological process: maturation of LSU-rRNA; maturation of 5.8S rRNA. The coding region runs from base 1 to 744 and encodes 247 amino acids. Gene Ontology annotation, cellular component: preribosome, large subunit precursor.
AUGGGCUCUAAGCACACAGUAGACACUAAGAAUAAGAAAAGAACCAAAAAGGACGCAGAUGUCGGGCGUGAGAAAAAGGGUGGCAGCAGCUUAGAAUUGAAUAAUAACCUGGAAAAAGAGUCAGUGUCGGCAGAGGAGGAGGUGGAACAAGACGAGCAAAAUAGCUCUAGUGAUGAAUCAUCCGAAAUUAUAGAAAACGAACAAAGUGAUACUGAAGGGGAAGAGGAAGAAGACGAUGACUUUCCAAGAAAGAAAAAAUCUAAGAACAGCAAACAUGAUGAUGGUUCUGCUGGAUUUUCUACUGCAGUUAAUGCUAUUCUGUCAUCGCAUUUGAAAGCAUACGACAGGAAAGACCCUAUCAUGGCUAGAAACAAAAAGGUGCUGAAACAAAGUGAAUCAGAAAAGCUAGAGUACAAGGCUAGAAAGGCACUAUUGGCAGAAAAAAAAAAGUUAUUGGGCAAAGCCAGGAAGCGGGAUAUUAUUCCAAUUUCUUCUGGAGAAGAUAGGUCAGGAAAUAUUAGAAAGGUGCUUGAGAGAGAGACAGUGCUUAGAAAGAUCGCUCAAAAGGGUGCCGUGAAAUUAUUUAAUGCAAUUUUAGCAACUCAAGUAAAGACAGAAAAAGAAGUAACCGAAAAUUUAAGCGGAAUCAAGAAUAAAGAAGAAAAGAAAGAAUUGAUCACCGAAGUUUCCAAAGAAAAAUUUUUGGAUUUGGUUAAAGCUGCCGCAGGAAGCGACAAUGAAUAA